Molecule: messenger RNA, 606 nt
Organism: Penicillium taxi
Lineage: Eukaryota; Fungi; Ascomycota; Eurotiomycetes; Eurotiales; Aspergillaceae
Gene: rho1
Product: Rho family GTPase RHO1
Exons: 5
Coding region: 1-606 (201 amino acids)
Biological process (GO): small GTPase-mediated signal transduction
Molecular function (GO): GTP binding; GTPase activity
Source: RefSeq, a predicted model, not a curated record
AUGGCUGAGAUCCGUCGCAAGCUCGUCAUCGUUGGCGAUGGUGCCUGCGGUAAGACCUGUCUGCUCAUUGUUUUCUCGAAGGGCACCUUCCCUGAGGUUUACGUCCCCACCGUCUUCGAGAACUAUGUUGCCGAUGUCGAGGUUGAUGGCAAGCACGUCGAGCUCGCUCUUUGGGAUACUGCUGGUCAAGAAGAUUACGACCGUCUCCGUCCCUUGUCAUACCCAGAUUCUCACGUUAUUUUGAUCUGUUUCGCCGUCGACUCUCCCGAUUCUCUCGACAACGUCCAGGAGAAGUGGAUUUCCGAAGUUUUGCACUUCUGCCAGGGUCUCCCCAUCAUCCUCGUUGGUUGCAAGAAGGAUUUGCGCAACGACCCCAAGACUAUUGAGGAGCUCAACAAGACCUCCCAGAGCCCCGUCACUGCCGAGCAGGGUGAGGAGAUCCGCAAGAAGAUCGGUGCUUACAAGUACCUUGAGUGCUCUGCCCGAACCAACGAGGGUGUCCGUGAGGUCUUCGAGUCUGCCACUCGCGCCGCUCUGAUGAAGGUUGGCAAGGGCAAGAGGGGUGGCGACAAGGAGGGAGGCAAAAAGAAGUGCUUGAUCCUGUAA